CUAUACAGUAUUUAUCUUGUUUAUUAGAGUUAGGUCCAGCUAAACAUUGAAAAUUUUGGGACCACAGGAAGAUUAAGCAUCUCAGCUUAUUUCAUCUGAUGUUUAAACACUAACACUAACUUAACCUAACCUACUGUAGUAAAAUAUGCUGGGAAGACUAAUCUUCAGUUAUCUUCAAUUGAUACAAAAUUUUUAUAUCCCAACAAGAAAUAGUAUCCUACUUUCAUCUGAUAAUUGUUUCAUUGGGUCAUCUUAUAUUUAUAAUGUGGACCACACUCCUCAACCAAUAUAAUACAUAUUGUAACCUCAGAUUAAUAUCCCAAUAAGGGUAAGAAGAUGGACUCCUCACCUAUGACACUGUUUGGCUACUUCAACGAGCGAGUGAGGGCCAACCUGCACUUGGUAGUGGCCAUGUCCCCCAUAGGUGACACCUUCAGGACCAGGCUCAGGAUGUUCCCCUCCCUCAUUAACUGCUGCACUAUAGACUGGUUUACUGCAUGGCCUGAUGAUGCCUUGGAGAUGGUGGCCACAUCACUGCUGCAGGAAACUAAACUGGAGGCAUCAUUGUUGGCUCACUGUGUCACUGUCUGCAAGUAUUUCCACCACAGCAUUGAUGACCUUGCCCACAGGUUCUAUGAGCAGCUGCGGCGGAGGUACUAUGUGACAUUGUGACACCCACCUCCUACCUGGAGCUCGUGUUCACCUUCAAGCAGCUCCUCCUUAAGAAGCGCUCAGAGAUCCUCACACUACGGGACAGGUAUGUGACAGGUCUGGAGAAACUGAAAGAGGCCAAGCUGUUGAUCACUGAACUGCAAGAAGAGCUAAAGCUGCUGCAGCCCCGCCUAGUGGAGACCUCUGCCAACACGGAGGCACUUAUGAUCAAGAUCGAACAAGACACCAUCCAAGUGGAGAGGAAACAAGAGUUGGUGGCGGCAGACGAGGCGGUGGCCAAUAAGAAGUUUGCCGAUGCACAGGCCAUAAAAGACGACUGUGAAAAGGAGCUCGCCAAGGCAGUACCAGCUCUCAAUGCUGCCACAGACGCCCUCAACACCCUCAAACAAGAUGACAUACGCGUCGUCAAGGCCAUGAAGAACCCGCCCUCAGGAGUCAAGCUGGUAAUGGAAGCUGUGUGUGUAAUGCUGGACCUCAAGCCAGAGAGGAAGCCAGACCCUAAUGGCUCAGGAAAAAUGAUUGAGGACUAUUGGGCACCAUCUCAGAAGCUGUUGGGGGAUAUGAAGUUCCUCCAGAACCUGCUGCACUAUGACAAAGAAAACAUUCCCACAAAGAUUAUCACUCACGUCCGCAACGAGUUCUACUCUCACCCGGAUUUUGACCCAAAGAAGAUACGUAUGGUAUCAAUGGCUUGUGAGGGCCUCUGCCGAUGGGUGAGGGCCAUGGUUGUCUAUGAUCAAGUCAUAAAGAUUGUCGCCCCCAAGAAACAAGCUUUGGAGGCUGCCAACCAUGAACUGGCCCCCCAGAAUGAAAGGCUAGAGGAAAAGAGGAAGGAACUCAGAGAGGUAAUGUGUGAACCGAGAAAGAUGUGUGAAAUAAAAGACAUUGCAUGUAGAACCAUUUCAACAUAUAGAAUUACUGUAUGGUAGACUUAGUCAUCAUUA
Homarus americanus (American lobster) is the source of this 1616-nucleotide messenger RNA. Its product is annotated as dynein axonemal heavy chain 3-like. Lineage: Eukaryota; Metazoa; Arthropoda; Malacostraca; Decapoda; Nephropidae. The transcript is spliced from 7 exons. Bases 876 to 1601 code for a protein of 241 amino acids. Gene Ontology annotation, biological process: microtubule-based movement. Gene Ontology annotation, cellular component: dynein complex. The record is from RefSeq and is a predicted model, not a curated record. Gene Ontology annotation, molecular function: dynein light intermediate chain binding; minus-end-directed microtubule motor activity; dynein intermediate chain binding.